This is a messenger RNA of Monomorium pharaonis (pharaoh ant), 3402 nucleotides long. RefSeq names its product ribosomal RNA-processing protein 7 homolog A. Gene Ontology annotation, molecular function: RNA binding. The record is from RefSeq and is a predicted model, not a curated record. The transcript is spliced from 5 exons. Gene Ontology annotation, cellular component: UTP-C complex; CURI complex. The coding region runs from base 849 to 1607 and encodes 252 amino acids. Gene Ontology annotation, biological process: ribosomal small subunit assembly; rRNA processing. NCBI's taxonomy places the organism in Eukaryota, Metazoa, Arthropoda, Insecta, Hymenoptera, Formicidae.
UUCUUUUAACUACAUGAUACAAUAUUUUGCAAAGUGCAUUUAAAACUGUUGAGAAUGUGCGUGCACACCAUUUGAAAAUAAUAUCUUUUUAGACUAACAGUCAUGAUGCACGAAUAUCUAGAUGAGAUGCGCCUAAUUGUUACUGGCCCCGAAUGCGGCUUAUUUCAUGUAGGAAGGCAUUAUUGACGCCUACUGUACAUACGACUGUAGAGCAUGCGCAUAUGGCCGCGGAGAGUGUUCGUGUCGCUACAUUUCGUCGGUAUGACAGAUUUCUUAACCUGAAUAUUCGACAAAUUUUACGAUUUCGCGCAGGGGUGACCGUACCGCACGGCCACUGGGCAUAGCGAACCUACGCGGACCCGAGCUCAUUACAAUGCGGACAAACACAUACACAUAAACAUAUACACAUACACUCACCCAUAACCGAACUAUUUACAUAUAUACGACAUGUACACACACACAUAUCUGCAUACACCAAACAGUGUGAAGAGAAUAGAAAAAGGAAUAAGAGUACCGAAUACAGGAAAGAGUAAAGAGGUGUCAAAUAACCUACAACGAAAGUUCGGUUGACGGCACGGUAAAUCACAAAAAGAAAAAAAAAAAUUUUACGAUUAUUAUUUCGCUUUCCGGGGCAGAGCGACGCUUUUUUUUUGCCAGAUUCGUUCGUUUUAAGCAAAACUGUAUCGAAUAAGCACAACUAUAUCGAUAUUUGAAUACCAGUGCCUAAACUGAAUAAUUACAAAAAAAAAAAAAAUAAUAAUAGUUAAUAAUAAUUAACAAUUGUUGCGCGUCAAAAAUUUGUAAAUAAAUAAUAGACUCAUAUACAAGAGAGAGGUUAAGUUUUAAAGAUGGUUAAAGCCAAUAAACAGAACUUAGCGAAAAGCUUUAAAACAAUAUGGGUUCGUUUUGACGCGGACAGUUCGGACAAGCAUCAGCUGUUUUUCAAGGAACACUCUGUAAGAAAUCAGGAACCAGAGUAUCCCAAGAAUCAUACCCUUUUUGUAUCAAAUGUACCGCCGUACGCAACCACCGAUUGCCUGAAACAUGCAUUCGCUAAUCUUUGUGGAAGCGUGCGAUCUGUUACGUUUACAAGUGCAAAAGGUUUCAAAACUGCAUAUAUUGUUUUUAAAAAAGAGUCUUCCUUGGAUAAGGCUAUGGAACUUUCAAAGGAUUGUGUAAUCACGUUAAACAGUAACAAGAACGUAUGCCUCACAGGACUAGAAAAAUGGUGCGCAGAAUAUAAUGAUACCUUGUGCGAUGAGGGGCUAAUAAAAAAAGAAAUUGAAAAAUAUAUGACAUUAUACGACAAGCAAGUAAACAAUCGUAUCGCACGAGAGAAAGCUAUGGAAGACAACAAUGAUGGCUGGAUAACCAUAUCAGGUGGGAAGAAAAGGGGACAAUUUGCACUAUCCAGAAAGGAGUCUACCAUCGGCAAGGUGCAACAGAAGGAAGAGCAGCGCAAAAAGAAGAAACAAUUGCUUAAUUUCUAUACCUUCCAAGUUCGCGAGACGAAAAAGCAGAAUUUAGCUGAGUUGCGAAAAAAGUUUGAGCUAGAUAAGAAAAAACUGCAAGAAUUGAAACAAAAACGGAUAUUUAAGCCAUUCUAGGUGAGUACCACGAUAUCUGUAUUGGUUAUCAUGCGCCAGUCUUAGCUCGCUCGUUCGUGUUAUACUACUUCGUCACGUGAGUAGCUGUUUUUCAGGUAAUUUAUACAUGCUUUCGUGAUACCUCUGAUACUUCAUAAUCGUACUAUCUGUACGUGCAACGAUUAAUCGCAGACUUAAUAAAGAUUUACCAUACUUCAUGAAAAACAAAUGCGUUCCUUUAUAAGUCUCAUACCAAGGUAUUUAUGGCGCCUACUUUCGCUACAUAUAAAUUCGUAUCUUUGUUCUAAUUUUUACGCGAAAAACUUCAAGACAUUCUUAAGGAACGGUAGAAUUAUUUGAAAUGGACGAAAAAUUAGUAAGCUUUUAUUCGUUAUAGGUAUUGCAAUGAAUUAAGUAUAAUAUUUUUUUACGAAUUGUUUAUACUGAAUAUUAUCAAUAAAAAAGCAUUUUCAAACUUGCAAAAUAUUCAUAUGUGAUUCUACUAUAACGUGACUUAUCGCGCGAUUUAAAUCUAUGGUUUUAAGGGAUAACUUGAGAACUUUAUUUUUAUAUUUAGAGUUAUUUUUAUAUUUAGAUUUUUACACAAAUCAAGUAACAUGAUAAAAUAUAAACAUUCCACAAGAAACAGAAUUUUGUAUUUAAUUCAUUUCUAUACCUGUAUUAAUGAAUCAAAGAUUUCAUCAUUUAAAUCUCCUCUUAAAUACAAAAAGGAGAGAAAAAGAGAAGUUUGACGACUUUUAUCACGUCACACGUUUCAGAAUAGAUUACUUCCGUCGGGAGAAACGGAGUGAUGUCGAAUACAUUUCUUUCUCGAGGUCGUGCAUACAAUGUCCCGCGCUUCGGGUAUUUUACGGCCGCCAUCCUUAUAUAAUUCGGCCAAGGUUCAUUUCAUGGCCCAUCGGGAAACUACCGGGAGAGGAGGAAGGACGAGGAGGAGAAAGCGCGCGUUGUCUUUCUCUCGCGAUCGGAAAAUCCGCGAUAUAUUCGCACGCGGGUUUACGCUUUACUGAACGAUGGUUAAGAAAAACGUCCUAGGCGUCUGUAAAGCAUCUCGGCGCGAAAUUCCAAACCUUUAUUAGUGUCCUUACCGUUGUCCGAAGGGUUUUCCCCAAGGGUAAAUUGAUUCUGCGCUACGAUACCGUUACAACGAUAAAAAUAUAUCGUUAGCGCGAUUCGAUUACCUUGAACCGCUGUGCGCAAAAGCGUCAGGCGUCUAACAGCGUCAGCAAUUACGCAUUUUUCCCCGGCUAUCGCUCCCCCCAAAAAAGAAAGGUUUAAGCAAAUAGAGUGACGGCCUUUAUCUCGGCCUCAUUACACCGUUUGCAUUUCGAUUAAUACCAACAUACAACGUUACAAUAUCGUGACGACACACACGCAAGCUAAAAAAACGCACGUGCUUGCGCAGAUAACCGCCGGGCUAUUUUUAGGCGAAAAACUUGCAAAGUGCGUCGUAGCUCCCGCGAUAAUGAAUAACACUCUCCGUAUUAUUCCCGACACGCAGCCGUGUACGUCUGCGUAAUUAAAUAUACGGGUCACUCGUUUUGGAUCGCGAUACUAAAUCGAUAUUUCCAACGCGUCCGACCCGAAUUUAAUCGUACCGCGCGCAUGGAUUGCGCGCAUUUUCAAUUUAAUUUGUGCUUCAUUACUUAGAGUGUAAAAGCUACGAAGUAUAAAAGUAACGAGGGCGUGACCACCGUCUCACCGCGAAAUGUCGAAGCCUUUUAAGUAAUCAAGUUUAAUCCCUACGCGCGCAGAGCGAUCGUAAAUCGAAAGUCGGUCAAAAAUAAAAAAAGAA